Messenger RNA from Penicillium daleae, 1062 nucleotides. RefSeq lists its product as uncharacterized. The transcript has a single exon. Lineage: Eukaryota; Fungi; Ascomycota; Eurotiomycetes; Eurotiales; Aspergillaceae. The record is from RefSeq and is a predicted model, not a curated record. The coding region runs from base 1 to 1062 and encodes 353 amino acids.
AUGGCGUCUGCACGAUUAUCUCGGCCACUCCAGACCCCAGAUCCUACAUUAUGGCGGUCGCUAUUUCGGGCUACUCUGCGAGAAUGCACGUAUCUCCCUGAUCCCAUUGCUCGGGAUUACAUGCGUGAACAUGUCGUGCGUCGCUAUCGCCGAUCUCAAAAAUCCCACCGCUCUGACCCCGAUCUAGCUCGGUCGGCCAAACAUGGUCUCUCUGUGCUUCAAAGGGCGAACCAGGGUUAUCAGCGACCACUCGAAAGAGUGCUGUUCAUGUCAUAUGGCCGUAUAGGAAAACGACGACAUGAUUUACUGGCCGAGUUGAUGAAGCCCCAAGUCCCCAGGGACACCAAGGCCGUGAAAGAACUCAUUGCUCAACCCAUCCAGUUCGAAGAUGGCUGGGAACCACCAGAGACUAUUAUGAGUCUUGCCAAAUCUCAAAUGCACAAUGGUGUCUUGUCUUCAUCACGGAUUCGUCCUGUGUUGAAGAACCUGAACCCACCAAUUCCCGAGACGAACAGCUGGGGUAAACCCGUGCCCCAAGUCCGUCGAGUCAACAUCCGAAAAAGGUGGUACGGUAAUAUGCUGGAAUCUCUUCUACCACCACUACCAGACUCAGAGCUCCGAAUUCUAGACGGAUUGAUUCAAGGAACCGUGGACUGGGCUCCACGGCGGCGAAAGCCAGUCGAAGUUAUCACAUCCCAUAGCGAGGAUGAGGAUAACGACCCUUUACUGGACUUUCUGACCAGAGGCCCUCAGAAAGGUCAUACUUUCCGUGACUUUGCGAAUGGCCGGCCACACGAAAUCACCGACCGUUUCAUGCGUCGUCUAUGGAGGCGAAUCUCGUCCCUCGUUCCGCGGAUGCAGUACAGCGUCACGACGAAUAAGUGGUUCUUCAUCUGGGACACCCCCAAGACAAUGCCUCAACUGGCCUUUGAGGUUGACACCGAGGCAGAUUUGGACCAUAUCUUUGGUGAGGCUGAUACGAAAGGCAAGGCCAGGACUGAGAGCAAGCCCGAGACUCAGCCGGAGACAUUGGAUACUUCCAGCGAGGAGCCAAAGGUCUAG